AUCCGGCGUCAGGUACUCGGACUUGCUGCUUGGGUGACUGACUGCGCACGGGUGCACGCCGCAGCUGUGCGCCACCGAGCUGCGGAUUACACAACCCAAGUCAAAACAUCACCACCGGCUCCCUGCCGCGCCUCGUCCCGUCCCGUUUCCCCUACCACGCCAUGCCUCUCCUCUUCCUCCCCGCCGCCGGCCCCCUCUUCCCCGUCUCGCUCGUCCCCACGCGCUGCCGCCUCCGCCCCCGUCUCAGCUGCGCGGCCGCCACGAGCACAGCCGCCACCUCCGCCGCUCCCGUGAGCCUCUUCGCCGUCGAGGACUACCUCAUCGCCAACUGCCACCUCACCCAGGCACAGGCCGUCAAGGCGUCCAAGAGACUCGCGCACCUCAAGUCCGCCUCCAACCCGGACGCCGCGCUCGCCUUUCUCACGGGCCUUGGGCUCUCCCCGAAGGAGGUGGCCGCCGUCGUGGCCUCCAACCCGCGCGUCCUCUGCGCCCGCAUCGACCGCUCCCUCGCGCCCAUCUCCACCGAGCUCCGCGCGCUGGGCCUCUCCCCAUCCCAGAUCGCGCGCCUCGCCCAGAUCGCCAGCCGCUACUUCCUCUGCCGGAGCUUCGUCUCCAAGGUGCGGUUCUGGCUCCCGCUCUUCGGCUCCCCGGAGCGGCUGAUCCAGGCCAGCGACUGGAACUACUGGCUCCUCACCUGCGACCUCGAGAAGGUGGUUGAGCCCAACGUCGCGUUCCUCAAACAGUGCGGGCUGAGCGCCGGCGACAUCGCCAAGCUGCUCGUGGCUGCGCCCCGGCUCGUCACCAUGCACCCCGAGUACGUCCAGGACGCGGUGCGGCGCGCCACGCAGCUCGGCGUGGCGCCGGGCUCCCAGAUGUUCCGGCACGCGCUCUCCACCGCCGGGUGCAUCGGCCAGGAGAAGGUCGACGCCAAGGUCGCCGCCCUCAAGGAGACGCUCGGGUGGUCGCAAGAGGAGGUGAACCUGGCCGUCCGCAAGGCGCCGCGGAUCCUGGUCGCGUCCGAGGAGAGGCUGCGCCGGAACGCGGACUUCCUGGUCAACGAGGUCGGGUUGCCGCCGCAGUACAUCGCGCGCCGGUCCGUGCUGCUCAUGUAUAGUCUCGAGAGGCGUCUGGUGCCCCGGCACCUCGUGGUGAAGGCUCUCAAGGAGAGGGGGUUGGUCGAUCAAGACCGGUGCUUCUUCAACGUGGUGGCGCCAACCGAAGAGAAGUUCUUGGAGAAAUUCGUUGCUCCCUAUGAGGAAUCCGUCCCCGGUCUUGCUGACGCUUAUGAGUCUGCCUGUGAUGGGAUGGUACCGGAGGGAUUUCAACAUAAACUGAACUGCAAGGAGUAUUUGUAGAUACCAGAGGUCCAGAAUGCAGGUACACAGCGCGGCUUGUAGCAGCUUGGAACGAAGGAAAUGCUCCUCUGGAACUACUUGUGCCUGAAGAGGCUUCUUCGAUUUUUAGAGUAAAGAGGCGACCUCGAUUAGACAGUAUUUAUAUAGACUGUAAUUUUCUAGCAUCUCAUUAUUUUGGUCUUUUUUUUAAAAAAAAAUUAUCAGAAGGAUGAGUGGCUGAAUACUUUUUUAUUUUUAUAUUUUGCAAAUAU
Phragmites australis (common reed) is the source of this 1606-nucleotide messenger RNA. Its product is annotated as transcription termination factor MTERF2, chloroplastic-like. Lineage: Eukaryota; Viridiplantae; Streptophyta; Magnoliopsida; Poales; Poaceae. The coding region runs from base 162 to 1355 and encodes 397 amino acids. Gene Ontology annotation, cellular component: chloroplast. Gene Ontology annotation, biological process: chloroplast organization; regulation of DNA-templated transcription. The record is from RefSeq and is a predicted model, not a curated record. Gene Ontology annotation, molecular function: double-stranded DNA binding. The transcript is spliced from 2 exons.